AUGGCCCAUUCACUAGCCAGAUUUCUCUUGUCGCCUAAAUGCCCUCGGGUGGCACCCUCUGCCUGCCGGAUAUCUCAGGCAAGCUUCAGCACAUCAUCCGCAUUGCAAGCGCGGAAACGCGUCCGAAACAAGGCGCCCCGUCGGACUAACAGUGUGCUGGAGGACGACCUGGAAGAAAUAUGGGAGCAUUUUGAGGACUCUGCGGAUACCUAUGAUUCACCUACUGCCGGUCAUAUUAUUCUGCAGAACGAGCGCCAGAUGCUACAUUACAUGCGACUCAUUGAACACGAAAUGCCAAAACUUGUCGCUUACAGAAAACCAUUUGUUCCCCCCUCUGCGGAUAAACCUUUGAUUGUCCGCUCUGUACACUACCAGGGAGAACAGCAUCCUGUUUCGCUCAAACGUGUCAUCGUCGCCCCAGUCGACGCUCUGCCCUUGAAAGAUGAUUCUGCUGUCCAUAAAGCCAUCCUCCUCGCAGGUCCAAGAUGGAGUCCUGUUCCGCAUGCGGACUCCGGUGUCAGUGGUAAUGAGCUAUGGGGUAACGGCUACAUCAAAAUCGCGUGUGAGGACUUCCCUAAGGCCUCCCAGAAUCUUAAGUGGGCCAGUGAUACCUUGGAUAAACUCGUCGCCGAGGCCAACAACUCGGCAGAUACAUUCUCUGACGUGCCCAUUGAUGCCCGCCACUUAGUUUCCAAAAUCCGCAAGGCGAAGGGAGGUGACCACAGAGGGAACAGACCAUUUAAUCGCACCACCAUCCAUGAUUUCCCAGAAGAAUGGCUACCUAAACCUGUAUCCUUGCAGUAA
This is a messenger RNA of Psilocybe cubensis, 804 nucleotides long. RefSeq lists its product as uncharacterized. Bases 1 to 804 code for a protein of 267 amino acids. Gene Ontology annotation, biological process: mitochondrial translation. The record is from RefSeq and is a predicted model, not a curated record. NCBI's taxonomy places the organism in Eukaryota, Fungi, Basidiomycota, Agaricomycetes, Agaricales, Agrocybaceae. Gene Ontology annotation, cellular component: mitochondrial small ribosomal subunit. The transcript has 3 exons. Gene Ontology annotation, molecular function: structural constituent of ribosome.